GAAUUUUAAAAGGGAUUGUUUCUUUACUUUCUUUUCCUGUUUAUUCAUCAUUAGUGUUAAGAAACACAACUGAUUUUUGUAUGUUAAUCUUACAUCGUGCUACUUUGCUGAAUUCUUUUAUUAGCUCUUGUAGUUUUUUGGUGGAACUUUUAGGGUUUUUUAUAUAUAGUAUCAUGUUGUCUGCAUUCAAUGACAAUUUUACCUCUUUUUUUCCAGUUUGGAUCCCUUUUACUUAGUUUUCUUGCCUGAUUAUUGUGGCGAGGACUUCCAAGACUACGUUGAAUAGAGUGGUGAGAGUGGGCAUCCUUGUGUUGUUGUUGUUCCAGAUUUUAGUGGGAAGGCUUUCAGUUUUUCAAUGUUGAGUACUGUGCUGGCUGUAGGUUUGUCAUAAAUAGCUCUUAGUAUGUGGAGAUAUGUCCCCUUUCUACCCACUUUGGUAAGAGUUUUUUUUUUAUCAUAAAUGGGUGUUGAAUUUUGUCAAAUGGUUUUUCUGCAUCUACUGAGAUGAUCAUGUGAUUUUUCUCCUUUUUUGUGUGGAUGUGGUGUACCACAUUGAUUAAUUUGCAUAUAUUGAACCAUCCUUGUGUCCCUGGGAUGAAUCCAACUUGAUCAUGGCAAAUGAUCUUUUUUAUGUGCUGUUGGAUUAUAUUUGCUAAUAUUUUGUUGAGGAUUUUUCCAUCUAUGUUCAUCAGUGAUAUUGGCCUGUAAUUUUCUUUUUUGGUAGUGUGAGCAGAGCAGAAGCAACCUUAGAAAGGUUUAGGUGCUUGGAAUAAUUUGGGAAGCCUCACUCCUGACUUACCGUCCAGUACGUGAGUGAUGCCUUUGUAGUGUGAUGAGCAUCACUGAAUUUUUCUCAGUGAUGUGAUUUUUUCCCUUUUUUUGGUCAUAUAAAAGUCAGAUGCUAACAUGCAAGAAGUUGAAAAAUUCAUAGCUGGUAAAAUAAUCUCCUGGAAAAGAGAGCAUUUGAAAAUGUGGAUGAAAUAAAUGAAAGUGUCAGCUCUUGUUGUUUUGCAUGAAAGUUCUAUUGUUUUUCCUGUGAUGAUAUUAACUGACGUAUAUUUUUAUUUUGUAGCCUGUGUACACUGAGGAUAUUGGGAUGAUUCUUUCUUUCCAAAGCACCCUAGCUCUGUAUCAGUGUUUGUUCUUGCUGUCUCUGUAGCUCUCAAUUUGUAUACUUGAUUGCAUCCUUUUUCUAUAUUGUCUGCUUCCUCUCUUGAUUUUUCAAAUGUGCAGACUUCACCAUCUGUAUUUACCUGAUUGGUAUACAUAGUAGAUGAUUAAGUUAAGUAAUGAAUAACUGAAUAACAUAGUAGCUAUCAGGUUUUUAGACAAUAUAUUCUUACUUCAGAAAGAUCUAAUUUUAAGAGCUAUGUGCCUAAUUUUUCAUAAGAUACGUGAUACUUAACAGGGAGCUUUCAUUAAUUUAAGAGAUUUUUGGCUCACUGAAACCUUUUCCAGCUUACACAUUUUGAGAGUUCAUCAUACUUGUGCUAAUGACCAUUGAAUGUUGAGAAGAACACAGGGGGAGGGUGUAGCUCAGUGGUAGAGCACAGGCAUAGCACGCACAAAGUCCUGGGUGCAAUCCCCAGUACCACCAUUAAAAAUACAGAAAUAAAUAAACCUAAUUCCCCCCCCCAAAUAAAAAAAAUACAAAGAAUAUAAACAGCAGCAUAGAAAGGAAAGGAAGUGUGUUUAAAAUAUAGAGAAGGCAACAUCUAAUCUUUAGAUCAUAUUGAAAGUUUUAUUUAAAUUAUUAUUUCCUUAUAGUUAGAUGGCUGUACAUUCAUUCCCAUUUACAUAACAUCAGCUUUUGGGUUUGUGAGUUCAUUCAAAUUUACAUGACAGUUUAAGUCUCCAUGUUCUACAGUUGUGGCUGAGAACUAUAAUCAAAGAAGAAGUAAAGCUUUUCCACUGAAAUAGUUAUUGGAGGAAUUGAUGAUUCCUGUGACUCUCAUUUGAAGUUAAUAAGUCAUAGGGACGUAUUUUCUAAGUCUUAAACUCCAAAUCACCUGGCUAAGCCACAAAGCUGAAACAGUCGACUGAAUGCCUGGGGCUGGCUGAGGCAUGGCUGGGAAGUCACUCUACAGAGGACUUGCUCCUGACUCUGUGCUGUCUCAGGAUUGCGGUGGCAGGGAUGGAGUGUCUGACCAGGGCUGAAGCAGACGUUGUGUUGCUGGUGGACGGAUCGUGGAGCCUCAGCCGGGCAAACUUGAGAACUGUGCGGAGUCUCAUUUCUCACAUUGUGGAAGUUUGCGAUUGGCCCCAAAAGGGUGCAGCCCUUGCUCAGUAUAGUGGGGACCCCAGAACAGAGUGGCAGUUAAAUGCUCACAGAGACAAGAAGAGCUUGUUGCAAGCCGUGGUGAACUUACUUUACAAAGGAGCAGUACCCUCACAGGUGAGACAAAGUGGUCUGGCGUGCUUGGAGCUCUUGCUUUUGGUCAAAGCUUGUGGCUGAAUAAUAAUGUGCCAGAUGCUCUUUUAAAAAUUCCACUAGGCAUGGCUUUGAACUUUAUUCGCUAACAGAGCUUCAAGACCCAAGCUGGCAUGAGGCCUUGAGCUCAAAAAAUUGGUGUUUUCAUCAGCGAUGGAAAAACCCCAAGAUGAUGUUGAGGCAAAGAAACUCAAGGAUGAAGGCAUGGAGCUGUUUGCUAUUGGUUAAGCACUGAAAAGGCUGGCUAUGCCUCCAGGGCUUACAAGUGUGCUGAGGAUCAUUUUGUAGUUUAAAAUAUUUUCUGAAGCAUGGACAAACAGGCAAACACAUUUUCCUUAUGAUAUGAUAUAAUUUAUCAAAAUGCUGUGCCAGGAGGUUAAUUCAUUUUCUUCUUUUCUCCUUGUAAUGGGCUGAGACUGGCUUCUUGGAAGAGAGUAAUGGGUCAAGAGGACAAAUGUAUGAUUAAGAAGAUUCAGGAAACUUUCUGUUUAACUUCCCACAGAACUGAGUUUAUUUUUGAUCCGUUAUUUUUCUUUCCAGAAAAAACACUGAAGAGACACUUCUUGGUGGGAAAUUGGUGUUAGAAGCACUUAGGAGAAUCUAAACAAAAUAGCCUUUGGUUAAUAUUUUUUUGUUUCUAUUUUAUAAUCAGAGAUAUGUAAUCAUUUUAUUAUUCAGGAAAAACAUAUAUAUGUUCUAGUUAACAUUGAAUAUAUAGGGGUAGCCCAUGAAAUAUUGGCUUCUAUUCUGUUGAUUUUUUUUCUGAGACAUGUUUUUUAUUUGUAUACAUUUAUUUUUCCCAAGGUAUUAAAAAUGCUGACAAAGCUGAGUUAAAGAUGAUUGCAGAAGAUCCUGAUGGUACCCACGCAUACAGUGUGGCAGAUUUUGAGUCCUCUCCAGGAUCCUGGAUGACCUCACCAUCAACUUGUGGGGAGAUCCCGGUGAGAGUAAAAUCCACACAGUUUAGGUGUCUGAGCAGUUUGGUCCAGAUAGUUCUUUCUUGGAUGGAGGGAGCAGUUUCUUUCGUGCAUUGCGAGUUGUUUAGCAGCAUCGCUGGAGUCUCCGCACUGAAUUCGUAGCACCCCCUGAGUCUUAAUAAUAAAAAUCUUCAGAAUUUGCCACACGUCUGCUGGGGAGAAUACUGCCCUCAGUUGAGAAACAUUGGUUUAAUCUUUGCCUUUUUUCUUUUUUGUUUUUUUUUUUCUGAUGGCAUCAAACUGUAAAUGACUUCUAGCUUAUUUGAGGGUACAUUUUGUUUAUAUAUGCCUGUGCCCCCCCCCCAACACACACACACACAGGGAAAGAGAGAUGCUUUCUUUCCUGGUGUGCAUCUACUUUGUGGUAAAGCACCUUCACUCUAUGUAGCUAGGAAGUUACUUUUAAACGGUUGUUCCCAGAUAACAUUUUGUAAAGUUUGCUCCCUUUUGUUUCUGAUUAGGAAUGGAAGAGGGGUCUUAUAUAUGGUGUGCUUUGCCCCAACUACCGAUGACCUCAUUUGGUACUUUGCACUUGUAACCCCUAAAUAUAAAGACAAAUUAUAGUUGUAGAGCUUGGACUUUUAGAAAGGAUGUCAUCUCUCUCUGUCAGUGAAGAAACAGAUUUAGAGAAGUUAAAUUACUCAGGGCCAAAUGGUUAAAGAUGUUUGUAGAGAUCCUUGAAAAAAGGUAGCUAUUGAUAAGGAAUUACGAUUGAGAAAUAAAAUGAUAGAAGUGAAUCUGUAGUGACAAAGAGUGGUGCAAAAUAAUGACUGUAAAUCACUGAAGAAAACAUGGUAAGUACCAAAUUGAAGGUUUUUGGAAAAUUAAUGAUAAAACUCCUGGCUCUUCUUAGAAAAAUUUCUUUUAAAUACAUGUAGAUUAUGAUAAACACUGUCUUUCACUAAUAUAUUCUGGUUUUGAAAAUUUGGAAUGAGUUUAACAAAGUGGCAAAAAUGAGUCACGUGCUUUGGGUACUGAGGAUACAUUAAUUUGAAUGUUCCUUGUAUUUCUCGCUCCAAAACAUUACAGAUUUUCUUUUUGGAAUUUGAACAACAGAUUUACCUUUUCCCUGGAGAAACAGACCAGCCAAGAAGCCAGAUACAGUAGGUUUCUGGCUCUAGAUUAGCUGAGAGAUUUGUAGUUUUAUAAGUUGGAGAGAAUUUUGAGUGGAGAUGAAAACAUCUUUUAUCUGUUUUUCUGUAUUUUUUUAAAUAUCCACUGUGUAAUAGUUGCAUUCAUUUAGUUUCCCAGACAAUAAAAUUGCUUGAUAAUUUUGAACAAUAAAGGUUAGGAUACUAAGAAUGGAGAUGCUUUUUCCCAGCUUUGGCUUACAAAGAAAGCAUUAUGGGUGUAUAUGAGAAUGAACUGCCAUGCUCAUGGAGUCAUUGGAUUAGUUCUCCUAUAAUUAUUAUUUGGGACAUCUUUCUAAUGGUCAUACUGAGCUGAAUGUUUCUAUUUUUUGUUAAUAUUUAUGCAAAAUAUUUUUCCGUAUUAGGCAUUUCACCUAUACUUGUUUCCACAGAGAAGACAGUCACAGGCAGUGGAAUCUUCCUAAGUUUUAGGAAAUUUGGCUGUUCUUCCUCUCUUGAAUGAGAAAGCGGUUAGCUUCUUUCAUCACUCAGUUAGAUCCUGUCAGGGAACAAGACUCAACUAAGAAACCAGUUCUGUCCUCGCAGAGCGUAACUUACAGCUAAGGGGAUCAGACAUUGAAUAUACAUAAUCAAAAUGAUAAUGAGGGCAGUGAACUUGGGUGGUGCCAACAGCGAUAGAGGCAGUGGGAUUGUCAGGACCCCAGUUGUCAUUUAUUGAUACAUGUACCAGGUUAGAGAGAGGAGAAGGUAUUCGAGGAUGAUUCAGAGGUUUUGAGUUCCAGGUGACUGAUAAACUUGUGGUGCCAUCCAGAAGAGGGGGAGCAGGUUUUAAUGAGAGACAGUGAGUGCAGGGUUGAGUCUUCUGAGGCUGGGGAACCUUCUGACCGUCCAUUCAGAGAGGACGUCUGGGCAUUGGGCCUCUAAACUGAUUUACUGUGACUGCUUAGUAUGUGAAAGAGUAUGUGUAAAAGCUUGAAACAGGGAGAGGAAAAUCAUUUCAACCUAAUUUAUUUAUUAUUAUUUUUUAAGCAUGAGUUAAAAAAUUGUUGUAUUAUUUUGGAUUUUUGGGGGGUAAUUAGGUUUGUUUAUUUGUUUGUUUUAAUGGAGAUCCUGGGGCUGGAACCCAGGACUUCGUGCAUGCUAAGCACACGCUCUACCACUGAGCUAUACCCUCCCCACUGUUUCAGCCUGAUUUAAAUGUCAUCACCUUGCUUAACAAUGAAAAAAGCGUCUGCACUUUAUUUCCGCGAGUAGGUGACUUGAAAGCACCUUCUAACCUAGUCAUUGCUGAGCGAACCCAUCGUCUUUGAGAGUGAGCUGGACACCUCCUUCUGACAGCAUGGACAGGUACCAAGUGGAGUCCUACCCAGGUUCUGAAGGGAAAUGGCAGGAAGUGAGUGGACGCCCCCUACAGCCCCUCCUUCCUGGUCCAGAGAUCGGUCCUCUUCCUUAGGACUCCGAGAACAGUGCCGGGCGAGGAGCAAGAGGGAUGGAGAGGGGGCCGAACUGAGUCGAGGGUGCUUUCCGUUUCUUGCUGGGCAGGCACUUCUAUUUGGGCUUCAUUAGUGGGAAAGAGCUUGGCUUAAAUUCUUGAAAUUUCUAAAGAUUGCAGAACAGCAAUACAAUUUUUAAUUAAAAUUUUAUUAGAGGAUGCUUAAUUUAUUCAUGUGUUUAUACAAGAGUCAUAAGGAAGAGAACGCUGAAGAUGAUCUAGUUUUACUGAUAGAUUUUACACAUAAGGAAACAGCAGCUGGGAGAAUAACUUGUGUGAAAUGUCCAAGAUCUCACUGUAAUCUGGUGGUUACCAAAAACAAAAGACAAGGGCCUCAUUAAAAUCUAAUUUCUAAGCUCAUUGCAGUAACUACUACAGUGCGAUUAUAGUAGAAAAGAGGGAAGCGAUGAUAACGUAAGUUGCUUCUACUGUUUAACUUUGCCCUAGUUUUAUGUGAGCUGGUUGGAAAGCAGCACAGUCCUGACAGAUGUGAAGCCCGACACCGAGUGUCGUGUUGACGGGUCUUCAGUGGUAGAGGAUGAACAUAGUGAAGUCCUGAAGGGCACAGAGAAAACUUUGCCUGUAGUCAGCCUCAACCUUUAUGACGUCGGCUCUGCCACCAGGCAGGUCCAGUGGCAGCCAGUGGGAGGGGCUGCUGGCUACACCUUGUUUUCAGGAACCCAUCAACGCCACAGAACCAACCAAACCCAAAGAGCUUGUCCAUCUGCAGGUGCGUGUGGGGCCGACAGUGAGUGGCGUGCAGGUGAGGGAGCUCUUUCCCAACACUGGAGAUGCGGUCAUGGUCCAGGACGUCCUGUGUGACCUCACCAGCGAACCUGUCACCACAAGGGAGGGCACCUGUAAGACUGCUAGUUUUCCUUCUUCCCGUAUUGCUGUGAACAUAGUAUUCAUUAGGCUUUUUCUUUCACCCAGUGAUGCCAGCAAUAAUUUGAUAGUUUGUGCAUAAGGGUUAUUACUUAACUCAAUCAAAUUUGAGAAUUAAGAUUACUUCUAGACUUGUGGCAGCAUCUUACAUUGAUUCUAGGGUUUGCAUUUAUUUUUCCAUAUUAAACAUGCCUGAUUUUGAGAUGUAUGUUACAAUCAGUGGUGUCUUAAAACUGUUCUUGGUGAGGUGUCAAUUAGGCAGUAAGACAGAAAAGAAUGGUGCAUCUUACAAUUGAUGUUGUAGAUCCAUGAAAGAUGGUGUAUAGCGCUGGUGAGACAGGAAUGUUGGGUGAGUGUAGUUUUGGUGGAAGAUACUAAGUUUAAGAUCAAGAUGUCCCAAGUUCUUGUUGAGGUAGAAACUCUAUGGCACAUAUGAAUAGUCUGUUUCAGUUAAGUAAAUUAAUCAAUUAACUCAGUGUCAAAAUACAUUGAUCUUCUGGGACACUCCAGCCCUGCGCUCAGGUGUUGGGAAGGAAGAAUACAGAGCAGCACGGAGGACACGAACUCCGUGGUUUGCGCUUCUCGUGUGUGUUGUUCAGCCCCUUUCAUGUUUCUGGUUUUUUUCACUAGCAUACAGGUGGCUUUUCUUGAAAAGUGGCAGUGAUUGCACCUAGGACCCUUGCCUGGCCUAGUUUUGUUUCUUACUGAGGUUGGCAUGCUGGGAUGGAUGACAUGGCUUAAAUGUUGAGAGUCUCAGCUCACAAUUCUAAGGAAAUUAAGAUGUUGGAAAGAACCCUCAAGAGGGGAAGGGGAUGAGACAGAAGCAGGAUGAGACAGAAAAGAGGCAUCUGCAAAGUGCGGCAGGAGACAUUCAUCAACAGCAAGUAAUCAUCUUGUGUAUGUUGGGUCCUGUCAGAAGCUGGUGGUCGGUGGGAAUGGAGUGGUGGAAGAUGGGAAGGGUGGGGAGCCAGCCAGGGGUGGUGACGUGUGCUGGGAGAAAAGUCCCAAGGGUCACGGUGGGAGGAGCGAUGAGUGUGGUUCUAGGUUGGGAUGUGGGGCUAGACUGCAGCAGCAGAGGACUGGAGGGCACGGAGAUGAGAACACGGAAGGGAUGGAGGUGCAGAAACGUGGAGGUGGAGACAGAUUCAGGAAGAGAGACGCAGAGAGCUGAAAGGAGAGGCAAAGGAAAUUGGUAGACAGGCAGCUAGAAUGAGUGAGAUAUGUCUCAGAGCAAAAGAAAAUCUCCCAGAGGUGCAAAUUUCAAACUCCCAGUGGAAAUGUUAGGUCUCUUGAUUGUGGAGAUGGCUUCAUAGGUGUCCACACCUGUCAAAAUUCAUCAAAUUGUGCAUCAAAAGUAUGUGAGCUUACUGUACAGAAAUUAUACCACAAUAAAAUUGUUUAAAAAAUUAAAAAUAAAAUAACUCUUGAAAAAAAAGAAAAAAAUUUCUUCAUUAGCUAUACUCCUCAAUCUUUUGAAGGUAAAGCUUUGUUUGACUUGGUGAAAAUUUAUCAUUGAGACUUUCUUCUAACCGUUUUGGCUCUGUGCUGAAUUUCAGCUCAUCUUCAUUCUUCACUCUUGGAACCAUCUGUUUUUUUUAUCACAGUCUUAGGGGAACGUAUUGCUGAUUUUGAUUUCUCUCUUAACUGCUUUAACUCUGAUAAACGUGAGCUACCCACUUACAGUGAAUUUUGCUUUAUUAUAGCUGAGCAGUAAGUAAGAACUUCCUUAAAUAGAGUAGAAGAAAUUUAACAUAGAGAAGUUAGAGUUGUAAUAAAAAUUUAAAUUUAUCCUAUUUUUAAAAAGCCUUCUUAAGAAGAAUUCAGCUGUACCUGGUAGAAUCAUGGUACUUAUGUCAUCAUAACCAGUUUGUUACUCUGCUGCGCACCUCGAAGUCUUCUCCAAACAACCUAUUGAAAGCUUGUGUGGAUGCUUUAGAGCUUUGUUUUGUGGUUGAGAACCGCAUCUGGACCUAAUUUGUCCUGCAUCUCCAGGGCCUUUGCCCAGUCCUUGAUACCUGAAAGUCACAGCACCAGGAGUGUCUUGUGGGAACCUGCCCUUGGAAAAGUGCAUAAAUAUACUGUCUGCUACAAAAGACCAGAAGAGGAUGUCAGAGAGGUGGAGGUGGACAGGUCACAGGCUAGCACGCCUCUUAAAGACCUCUUCUCACAGACCGUGUGCACAGUUGGCGUUUCUGCAGGGUGUGAUGAGGGGGUUCCUCCAGGGACUGCUCAGGAAAAGCACCUGUGAGCUGUGGCUGUGCUUUAUUGAUCAUCGGGAAACAGCACCGUGUGCUCGUGUCACCGAACCUCCUUGGUUACUUCAUUUCUUCAUGUUAUUUUUUGCCCGGGUUUAAUAAUGGUUGGGUUCCUAGACUGUUUUUUGCUUAUUUUCUUCUCAUCUUCUCUCUGUGUCCAUUCCUUUUACGAUAAUUUCUCUCCUAUUAUUCUACCUGCCACAGUCACUGAUUCAUCUCCCAGAUACUUGACUGCUGUGUGUGUGUGUGUGUGUGUGUGUGUGUGUGUGUGUGUGUGUGUGUGUGUGUGUGUAGGGGGUGGGGAGAAAGCACUUUCUUGAUGUAUGUUGGACAUUGUCUCUAGAAACCAUGCAUUAGUUAGCAGAUUUUUGGAGAUCUUCCUAUACGUAAAGUGCUAUCAGGGCUGAGAAAACCUUAAGCGUCUUUGCCCUCAGUAGUUCGUGAUUUUGUUGCAGAGAUAAAAGGUAACAAUACCUGAGAUUAUGUAAGGAAGGUGAGCUGUGUGGCUCUCAGAGGGAGGGCAGACUUCUGUAGUGGAAAGGUGAUGGAGAUGCUGGGCCCCUGCCCAGGCCCUGCCUUCCCUGCUCCAUUCUGAGGCCACUUCGAGGAAGGGAUGUCCCUUUCUCCCUCUCAUGGUGCUUGCAUAGUAUUUAACCCAGUUAUCAUUGCCUGUUCUUUUUCUAUCUGUUCGACUUUUCCCUCCUAAUGAAGGCAGAGACAUGUCUAUUUUGCUCAAUUUGUGUCUCCAGUUUCUGGCUAGUGCUCAGCACGAUUCUCUAAUUCAAUAGUAGUUAAGAAAUUGAGUCUGGAACCAGCUAGGUUCCCAAGAAAUAGGGGGCCACAGAGGUAACUCAGAAUUUUCUAGUAGCCAAUUAGAAAACGUGAAGAGAAAAAUGUAAUGAAUUUUAAUAAUGUGUCAUAUUGUACUCUGUGUAUCUAGAAUAUCAGCAUUUCAGCGUUUGUCAGUAUCAUAAUUAUUAAUGAGAUAUUUCACGUCUUUUUGGUAAUAAUGUUUUUUGCAAUCCAGUGUGUAUUAAUUUACACCUACGGCACAUCUUAAUCCAGAUACCACAUUUCAAGUACUCAAUGGCUACAUGUGGCUGGUGGCUCCCAUGGUGGACAGCAUGGGUCUAGAGAAUUUAAAUGACUUGCCCAGCCUCGCCCAGGAAGCUCGUGGUGGGAUCCGUGCUAUAGUCUGGAACUUUUCCUUCCUAUCCAGCAACUCUUUCAUGGAGGCUUAGAAGCUUUUCCUUUGGUGCCCAGCUGUCUAUCCAUGCUUAAGACAUCUUGUCAGUUCUCUCAGUCUACUCCUGAACAUCCAACAGUACCCACUUCUGCUCUUUUCUGACCAGGUAACACCUCUUAGCAGCUUCCGUUGCCUUCUUGGCAUCGGUUCUUACCUGGAAGGGUAUUGGCUAGAGGUGGAAAUGUGUCCACAUGAGCAGACUGACAGAUUUUUCAUAAACAUAACAGGAGUGGUCAAGAGAAGACAAAGUCAGGAAGACAUACCAGUGGAAGCAGGUCAUCUAAUAUACCAAAUGGUUGCUUUGAAUGUAUGUUUUGUAAUCCUUAAGAUUUCCUAAGAACGUUUAGAUACAUCCGAAGUGCAUUUCUAAUGGUCGGUUUGCUUUGCAGCUGUGCUUGUGAAAGUGGUACCCGUCUCUGAUCUCAGUGGGCCUUUUCAUUGUAAUGAUUAGAAACAAAUUUUUUGAUGGCUCUGGGUUUUGUGUAUUUGGCUUUUUGUUAUCAGGAGGCAGAGAAAUAAUUGACAAUGGAAGCUCCAAACUGGUGGCAGACAUUCCAGAUGGCUUGAGCUGCAAACUAACUAGACUGCUGGUCAGUAGCAGGGCUCUUAAUUGGGAUUUCAGGGCUAUUCCUGUCUCCGGAUAGAGUCAGCGCAGUCAGCUGCACGUUGUGUUUAAGAGGGACUCUGCCAGCCCCAAUAAACCUGCAGAUACCGAAGUAACACCAGAGAGUUCCAGAGGGACUUGGUAUCACGGAGCUUCUGACGUGUCUCUACAGAAUCCCCUGGGCCCCUUCUGGAAGCUCAGAUAAGAUGGAGGACCAUACAGUGGACUGAGGAAUUGGAGUGUCUUUGGGGAGACAACCAACAGCCUCUCCAUAGCCUGGCAUCAUGCUGAUGGGCCAGUUCAGCAAUAGAGGAUCAUUUUUUCUCCCACCGUUGGUGACCCAGUCGAUUAAAACUGCUCACGGAGCCCUUGAGAGAAACAAGGAAUAUGGUCUGAACCAUCACACACAGUCCCAGUACAAGAAGUGCUGCUCUUCACUUGGCUCUUGUAAAGUGAUGCCACCCCGUGCUCCACCUGGAGACUCAGGCUGGGAUUGCUUUUGAGCUCUGAGAUCUUCCUCCAGAAAACUGUUGCCCACCGGGUCACCUACCAGGGCCAGGCAAGUCUCGAUGACGGCGAAGGGCACCACACGCAUAGUUGAAGCAGAAAUGAGUUACUUCCUGCUCUCCUAGUCUCAUGCACUGUCCUGUGACUCCUCUCCGUGACUCAUCCCAGAAGUAAGUUCAAAAUCAAAGAUCAUUCCUGGAAGAUACUUCACAUCUACUGCUCCACCUUUUCCAGCUGCUGCCCAAGGAUCUGUCUUCCAAUCUGCCUGUCUCUGAAAAUGAGGAGAAAGUCACUCCCUAGCCCCCGGGAGUCUGAAUGGGCAGGACAUUGCUUCAAGAGGUUAAGAAAAUCAACCCGUAAGUGGGCCAGACUCAUCUGCUGCUGCCCACCAAACAGGGUCGAGCCUAUCAAUGACCCGACUGAAGGUCUCCCUGAGGACGUGAUUGAGGACCUGUCCAAUUACAAUCCAAAGGACGAUCCGGUUAUACACAACGUGGAUUGGGGCACCAAGGAAGAUGGCAAAGAUGAUCUAGAAGACCUGACGGAGUUCUUAAUCGACCUGCCCAGCAAUAGGGCAGCGGAAGAGCCUCCGAUUACCCCCAGACUGGCCUGGGUCGCCAAGGAUGAUGCUCUCAUGGAGAUCGAGAGGAAGGACCCACCGGAGAAGAUGGGAGAAGAGGAGACCCCAUCCACCACUGAAGUGGAAGUGUUGGAAGUUGAUACCGCUUCCACCGAGGACCUUCUGGAGUACCUUACUGGUCCACGAAUUUCAGAAGAAGAAACAUCAUCUACCUUCAAGAUGGUCUCAGAUGAGAGCAACACCGAAAAGAUUGUGGAGAGCACCUGUGACACUGUGGACGAAGAUGCCGCAGGUGGAAACAACACUCAGAACUAAAGGGUGGAGAGCACAUACAGUAGCGAAGAUCAAGCUGCUACAGCCUAUACUUAAUAUAAGGGACCUUGGGUUAUGUGAGUUAAAAAUUGGACAGAGUGAUCAACUGGGCGACAAUCUACUUCCCGGAUUUCAUAGAGGCAGAAAAGAUUCUUCCCAUUGGCAUACAUCUCAUAUUUCUGCACAGUCCUUGGAAAAUAAAAAUGGUAAGCUAAUGUAUUUUGUGUUCCAAUGAAAGUAAGCCAUUGUAUUACUAUUAAUAAUUUCAUAGACACCACUUACUAACGUUUUCUAUGUGCAAACUUCUUUCCUGAGUUGUUCUCCCCCCCUUUUUUUUAGAGUAAGUUUUCACUGGAAUGACUAGUUUUACAGAAAAGUUGCAAAGACAUCACAAAGAGUUCCUGUAUACCCCUCACCUCUCUUCCCCUAACGUUGACUACUUCCACAACCACGGCACCUUUGUCCAAACCAAGAAAUUAACAUGGGCACAAUACUUUUGACUAAAGUAUAGACUUUAUUUAGAUUUUACCAAAUAAAAUUGAAUUUCCCCAAAUCACUAGUUUUUCCGUUAGGGUUCAGAUUCUAUUCCAGGACUUAAUCCAGCACACUAAGUAGCAUUUGGAAUAGUGGAAUGUUGUUGUUGUUUUAACUUUAUGUGACCAAUAUUUGUUAGAUUCCAAGUAACACAGUGACCUCUGAGAAUAUGUUAAAGAAACAGUCGUGGUCCCUGCUUGUAUAGAACAUCUAUGUGUUUUCUCACUUGUAUCCUAUACUAAGUGGGCAUUUUAUUAAAAGGGAAGUCAACUUCAUGAUACUCAAACAAUGGAUGUGAGAGGCUUAUCAAAAUACUUGCUGCUGGAAGAAGAGACUUUAAAAAUUCAAUACAAAUGAUAAAAGCCCUGGAAUUAAAGAACAGGUUUGAACAGUUUUGUGAGGAAGUUUUGAUUUGAAGCUGUACUUCACAUCAACUUAAAUCAUUUACUGAUCCUUCAUUCUUCUUUUGCCUUUAUUUUGUACACGAGCUACAGGAUGGGGAAGCAGCGACCAGCCGGGCCCCUAGGCCGGGAGCAGGCGGCAGGUCUGCGCGGCCCCAGGGACAGGCUGGUGCUGCAGCCACUCACCCAGGCCAUUCUGGAGACAUCUCGCAUCUCCCUUCUCAGGGAAGAAAAACAAAAAAGGAGAGCUAUAGGAUGAAUAAAGAACUCACAAGUAAGGAAAAGAUGAAGUUUUUGAGCUUAGAUGCUUGCCCUAAAGAUCAGCUUCUGUUUUCUUUUUAUGCUCUACUGCCUCCGUCCUGAGAGAAGCCCUGAGGCUUAGCAGUUGAGAGUAGACUAGGACCAGACUCAGUCCUGCUGCUGAGUGACUGGGGCAUUUACAGUAAAUCUCUGUUUUCUCAUAUGAAGUGUGAGGAAUAACCCCUGAUCUCUCUUUGGAGGAUCAAAUGUAAUGAUCUAAGCAAAGUACUUGGCCCACAGUAAGUGAUCAGCAGAGUCAAAUUUUUUAUUAUCAUUGUUUUAUAGUAUUGUUAUUAUUACUAUUGCUCACCUAGUCCGAGUAUUUACAUUUCCUUUUAAGAUGUUCCUCUGACUGCCAGCUGUUUCUUCUUGGCUUAGGCAGGCAGAGGUAUUAGGAAAGGGUGUCUUGGCUUGAUUAUUAGAGUUCUCACAGAAAUCCUGGAUUCUAACUGGGAUGUAGGGAGAGAGGAGAACACGUUUCUGUUGUUGCUGCACCCGAAUUCCCUGGGAACCUGGGUGUUCAGUAGAAUGGGGCCCUCUAGUCAAGGACAGGGGUCAGGAAGAAUGAGGGCAGUGUUCACGGCGAUGGAGGGAACCUGCUUCAUACCCACGUCUAUGAAGCUGUAAGAGAGAAAGACAAUGACACCUCUGGUUCCCAGUGUUGCAUUACAUUGUUCAGUUGGGUGUUGAAAUUAUCGCUAGGAAAUAUAAAUUCUUUGUCUCUUUAUGCUCUUAACCAAAAACUUUAACUAAACAUGUCUAUCUUUUUUUUUUUUUUUUAAUCUCUGACAUGCCUUUAUUGCGGAGAUGAGUACACAGGCCUCACUAGCGGCAUUCAUGGUCCAUGUAUAUCUUUUAUCUCUUGGUUUGAAGCAAGAAUCUCCACAUAUUUGAGGAAAAUGUCUGUCAUGGAAGAGAGGCACCAAGUUGGGCAAUGAAGACUCCUUUGACGUCCUUUGAAGAAAUGGUUAAUGCAGAAGACAGAAGAAUACUUCAGGAGGAUGGUACACUAAUUUGUGUGUUAAGUGACAGGCAAAGAAGUGUGUUAAAAAAAAUAAGACUAUAACUAGGAUGCACACCUAGCGCUGCCCCACAGAGCACGGAUGUGACGGUGCGCUUCAUCUCAGAAACACGCUUUGUACUGAAACAGAACCAGCAGCACUUGACUUAGAAAUGACAUGCAAGGAAGAGUAAGAAAGACUUGAUGGAAGUGAAUAUAACCACUCCCAGGAUGAAGUUGUUUUACAAACAUGUACUCCGACAGAAAAGACAUCUGAAAAUCAAAUCAAGCAAAUUAAUCUUCCACUUUUGCAUCUGCGGAAAAUGCCUCAAGAACCAAGAAUGAAUAAGGAACAUGAUAGAGAGGACGUAUCUGUAUAUUCAGGAUGUUCCUGUGUAGAAAAGCAUGAGGACAUGUGGAUCAGACAAGGCUAAUUAGAGUGAAAAAACAAUACUAAACUCAUCACAAAUGAGUUAAAGCAGAAAGUGGGUGAAAUUUGUGAAAAAUGCAAAAUUACUGUUUGUUCUGGAGACGAGCCACUACAUGACACUCUAUAAGGAAGGAGCAGACUUAACGGAAACACCUUCUGACUUGACACUUAAUGUACUUGACUGUGAGGGAGAAGACGCAUUGGGCACCCGUCUGCUUGCAGAACUCCAGGCAUUUGCUGAACACAGAGAGCCCGGUCUUGAAAAUGUUUUUCCAUCUUACUCCAACCUUGAGUCCCCCAGAUACGCUUGCCAGGUGUCUUCAAAACUUGAUUUCAAUGAAAAUGAAUUAGACUGUGAAAGUGAUCAACCAGACACUGAACAUGUUUCUCACAAAAAUGAGGAGUUUUUAUAAUGAUACAGAAAAUAAAAAAGUAACGAACCCAGUAGCUACGUUUGAAGUGAAAGAAGACCAAGAGCUGGAUACGCGAAUGAUACAAAAUAUGACCCAAAAUACCACUAAGUGGAAGUCAGACGUCGGACAUGCACCACCUCAGUGUAGUGAUCCAAAAAGCCUUUUGAUUUGUGGCUUUCCCACUCCAGUGAGAUGAAACACAUGAUUCAAAUAAAAGGUCACAGUGUUUCUGCUGUUGCAAGUACUUACAAGAAAACCAAACCAGUACAAACAGGUCCCAGAAGCCAUUGCUUGCAGGUAACUGCAGUGCUAAUAACUGAAAUCACGGACCCCGAAUUAGAAAAUGUGAGUUCUUCUCCAUCGAAUAGUAACAGAACAUCCAAAGUAUAUCUAGACGAAGAAUUACAGCAAGAUAUGCAAAGGUUUAAGAAUGAGGUUGAAGAAGAAAAGCAGCAGCACGGAAGUAGUGAAACGGAAGGACCAGGAAGCAUGGGUGAUGCCGGUGAGGACAGCGGAUUAACUCAACAGAGGAAGAGUGGAAACACUAGUAACCAGCAGCCUCCUGCUGCAGAGAAUGGAGAUUCUGGUGAAGAAAAGCUAACAGUGAUUACCUUCUCUGGAAAUAGAACAGCAUAAUACAGUGCACAGGCCAAGGCAAGAGAAUUCUCAACUAUCUCAGACCAGCGCUGCCAAAAGGUUAAGAUGAGGACAAGUGCCUGUGACUGGCAGUGGUUUCAGCACAGAGUCCCCGUGGGAGCUGGGCUGCAGUGAGUCGGUGGAAAGAGCUGCGUAGAGAACGUUCACUGGGAAGGCAGGAGAGGACUGGACGGUCUGCAAAGAAAACACCUAAUGAAAAGGACAAGGUCAAAGAGCAAAUUAAUUCUGUGGAUGACCUCGAUGACUUAACUUAGUCGUCUGAAACGGCUUCUGAGGAUUGCGACUUGCUUUACUCUAGUUUUAAAAGUUCCCUGUUGCUAAUUGAACAACUUGGCGUGGAGCGUAAAGAAAUCCAGGCGUCUUGUGUGCUGACCCUGUGCCCUGCAGCCUUACUGAACUCGUUUACUAGUCCUGGUGGCCCUUUGGUUCACCUAAAAUAAGAGGAGGAGAAGAGGAGAAAUGCUAAGUCACAUGAGAGAACCAGGGGGCAGUUAAGAAGAAAAGAAGAGCAGCUGAGCCGGGAGGUGUAAGCUGGGGAGCGUGAGCUGUCCCCUGACUCAGAUGCAGCAGGAGUUGGUAAAAAAUAUAACUAGAGAACCAGAAGAUGGUACGUUGCAAAAAUUUAUGAAUUAAAUUGAGACAUUGAUUUCUGAAAUACAGUCUGCUGCUGAACUUGAACCUGGAUCCUAUGGAGCUUCUCCUCUAGGAUGUAGCGCAGCGCGUGGAGAAGCCACUUUGGGCGGCUUUUUGUGGGGUCCUGGGGCCUCUCUCAGCCUCUGGGCGCCUCUGUUGAAAACCCUUCCUAGCUGUCUGGCCUGCUGGAAAACCACUCCGCCUGCUUUGCCCUGAAGAUGUGUUCUGUUUAUAACUCACUUCUACUCCUUGGAAAAUAAUUCAAUGAAAACCCAAUUGGUUUUCCACCAGCUUUGGGCAGGGAUGAGGACUAGCAUAUUAUUAUUUUAUUAAAAAUAUAAAUAAUAAGAGAAAUGUAAUAGAAAAGAACAAAUUUGACUCUGUAUUAGGGCUGUUCAUUUACCUUUAAUAAAACCACUGUGCUCUG
Molecule: messenger RNA, 17175 nt
Organism: Camelus dromedarius (Arabian camel)
Lineage: Eukaryota; Metazoa; Chordata; Mammalia; Artiodactyla; Camelidae
Exons: 34
Coding region: 11766-12383 (205 amino acids)
Source: RefSeq, a predicted model, not a curated record